Polyodon spathula (Mississippi paddlefish) is the source of this 1878-nucleotide messenger RNA. Its product is annotated as caveolin-1-like. The transcript is spliced from 3 exons. Gene Ontology annotation, cellular component: Golgi apparatus; caveola; perinuclear region of cytoplasm. Gene Ontology annotation, biological process: caveola assembly; negative regulation of protein tyrosine kinase activity; negative regulation of endothelial cell proliferation. The coding region runs from base 159 to 605 and encodes 148 amino acids. Lineage: Eukaryota; Metazoa; Chordata; Actinopteri; Acipenseriformes; Polyodontidae. The record is from RefSeq and is a predicted model, not a curated record. Gene Ontology annotation, molecular function: protein kinase binding; molecular adaptor activity; transmembrane transporter binding.
CUCACUUCAGGGUCGGGGCAGCAUGGCUGGUGGUAACAGGAACGAAGAAUCAGAGGUGUGCUUUCGUUAAUAGUCCUUGGGGAUUGAAGGUCUGGGAGGUUUUGUAUCCAUCAUUCAUUAGAGAGCAGGGCAAUAUCUACAAACCAAAGAAUAAAGUCAUGGAUAACGACAGUUUGAAAGAGAACGAUGUCUAUGACGUUCACACUAAAGAAAUCGACCUGGUCAACCGGGACCGCAAGCACCUGAACGAUGAUGUUGUAAAGGUUGAUUUUGAGGAUGUUAUUGCAGAGCCUGACGGCACCCACAGCUUUGAUGGUAUAUGGAAGGCCAGCUUUACCACCUUCACGGUCACCAAAUACUGGUGUUACCGCAUCCUCACCGCUCUGGUGGGCAUCCCCCUGGCCCUCAUCUGGGGUAUAUACUUCGCCAUCCUGUCCUUCAUUCAUAUAUGGGCCGUGGUUCCCUGUGUGAAGAGCUACUUGAUCGAGAUCCAGUGCGUCAGCAGAGUCUACUCCAUCUGCAUUCACACUUUCUGUGACCCGCUCUUCGAAGCCAUUGGCAAAGUCUUCAGCAGCGUGAGGAUCUCUUUGAGCAAACAGGUGUGAGGGACACGAGACUGAGAGCAGGGGCUCCAAGGCAUUCUGCUGGCUACAAGCUCACAGUUGCUUUCCAGAAACCGUUUUAUGAACGCUGGCACACUGGGUGGGGGGAGUAUUUGCUUACUCAGAUUUGAUCCCAUUAUUUAUCAUAAAAGACAGAGUUCUCCUUUUUUGGCAGUGUGUGUUUAGAGACUGCACCAAAAUUCUAACUGUCAUUCCAUCCUAAUACAUUAUGUAAAAUUGUGUUGAUUAUUUAGUUGCUGUUAACCGCGCAGAGGUAAUGACAGCUCACUAAACAUACAGUGCAAGGCUACAGAGUGGGGCUAUUGCUGCUGGUAGUCGAGGACUGUGCUUGCAGCUGAACGAUCUUUGCAAAUUGGCAGUUUUGAAGAUAACUUUUUUGUUGUUGUUGCCAUGAUGCUACCUGGUCUGCUGCAAGCUUUUAUUUUGAUUAAUUGUUGUGUUUAUAAAAGAGUAAGAAUGGAAGUUAACUGACCUAGCGUUCAUUUUGUUAUCUCUUGGAUGCCUAGAAAUAGGUGUUGCAGAAACUGGGAUUCCUCUUUUAUAGCCUGCGUGUAGUAAUAAGUGUACAUGAUUGUUCAUUUCUUUAAAUUACACUUGAAACAUACAGUGUAAGGUAGAAAUUAGAGAACAUAAAAUACAGCUACUCAGAAAUGCACUGUAAAAACAGGAUCAUUCUCUUAGUUUGUUUUUCGAGCUUCAUUGACAUAAUACAACUGCCCCCCCUUAAUACAUGACAAAUUAACAUGACAUUUAUAUUUGUGUGUCAGAUGUACUUUGCACUGUAUUCUUGGAAAAACACAUUCAUGAAAAAAAAGACAUUCAGUUCGAUGACUUGAGCCUUAAGUUUUCUUUCAAGUGAGUUCAAAUGCCCUGAAAGUUAUUGUAACACUAAAGGUAAUAACAGCUUUUAAUAUUAUUGUAGCAAGUAGAAGUUCACAUUAUUAUGGUAUUCUUCCAUUUAAGGUAGACACUGGCACAGAAGUUUUGUAAAUAACAGCAGAAAAAAGUAUAAUUGCUACAGUAUCUAAAACAGCAUGUUAUAUUAUGAUCAUCAGUUAGCUUUAAAAUUAAAUAGAUACGUGUAAACCUGUGUAUAUUGCUUGUAUUUACUAUCGCAACACAAGGUAUAUUGCAAAUAUUGCUUGAAUCAAUGCAUUAUUCACAUAGAAAGUGGUUAUUUGUUUAUCUAAUGGACUUUUCUCCGCUUUUACUGUAAAAACGGAUAUGCUGAGCACAAUAAAAAGUUAUAAUAUGA